Silurus meridionalis is the source of this 1149-nucleotide messenger RNA. RefSeq names its product TEN1 subunit of CST complex (gene ten1). NCBI's taxonomy places the organism in Eukaryota, Metazoa, Chordata, Actinopteri, Siluriformes, Siluridae. The transcript is spliced from 3 exons. Gene Ontology annotation, molecular function: telomeric repeat DNA binding; telomerase inhibitor activity; single-stranded DNA binding. The record is from RefSeq and is a predicted model, not a curated record. Gene Ontology annotation, biological process: negative regulation of telomere maintenance via telomerase. Gene Ontology annotation, cellular component: CST complex. The coding region runs from base 190 to 522 and encodes 110 amino acids.
UUCACGUGUGUGGGGUGAAUGGCUGUGGUUUACGUAAUGUUUGUUUUGUUACUACAGACACGUCCAAAAGAGGAACUAUUCCAGUGAAAAAUUAGCCAAAUUGUAAAAAGUGCACUUUUGAUAAAAUCAUGCUUCCUGCGGCUGCUGUUUUUCACUUCCCCUGGGAAAUCAGUUCAGAACUGGUCACAGAUGGAGCAUCUAUACGGACUUUCGGCAGGUAGAUUUAUCAGACUUUCAAAGUAUCUGCCAGAGGAAUCCAAAGCCAUUAUCACAUCCCAUCAUGCAUCAGUGGAGUACCAGGUGGCAGUAAAGACUACAUUUGUUGAGCCUUUUGCUCCAAUAAUUGGGGCUCAAUACACCGUACUGGGAGAGAUAGAAAAGUCAGAAGGGGACGGUGAAGUCGUCGUGCAUGCACGGGUCUUUAAUUGCGUGGACGGCGUCGAUGUUGCUUUGCUACAGAAGGCCGUAAAUGAACAGAGGAAAUUUUUUCGGGAAAGAGAUGGCGAGGCUGGCACACACUAACAUCAAUAACUUACCAAUCGUAUGACAUGGAGUGGGAAAUAUCAGUCUGGGAAAUAUACAGUGGGAAAUUUCAGUCUGUGUUUUAGGGUAUUAUAGAAGGGCAUGAGAAACUGCUUUUGGACAAUUCGAUUUUAAAUAAUUGGGACAAUUCUUUCCAAAUAAUUUUCUCAAAACCUUACUUAAAUCUAUUAUACAAAUUUGCAUUGUAACUAGAAAUCUUGAAAGUAGGUUUUGGUGUAACCCUAGAUUAAGGUAAAUUAAAACAAAAUUCACUUCAUCAAGGUCAAAUUGUAUUAUGGCUGGCAUGGUUUAAAAUUGCUCUCAGAUUUUAAUUUGUGUGCUAGUGAUAGAAUAAUUUAAACCAAAGUCUUGCCAUUUAUGUACAUUUGAUGUAAAAGUCAUAUUUUUCCGGUUUGUGUGCUCCAAAUACAUAGUGGUAACUGGUAGCUCAAUGGUUGUUUGAUCGGAAGAUAUGAGGGUUGUGGUUCAAAUCCCACCAUCACCACACUUCCUGCUGGGCCCUCGGCCUCAGCAAUUGCUUAGCAAUAAAUGGAAGAAUUCUGGAUAAGUGUAUCUGCCAUAUGCCAUACAUAUAAAUAAAUAAAACUAUAUUAUUUUCAAACAAAA